UUUCAUCAUCGCGAGGUAGUCACCAGUGCGCGUGUGUACCCCGCAGUUCGACGAGUAAAAAUUGUUCUCUGAAAAAAUUGCAAGACCUCGUUGAAAAUGCCAGUGAUUCAUUGACAUCCGCUCAUGUAUUCACUCGAACAAAAUUCCUCGAUCGAUUUUUAUGCCCCCGUGACAACUCCACGAGUGUGUCAACACUCGAAAAAUCUCCAAACUCGCACUGUCCCCUGCACUUUGAAUCAGCUGACUGAUCAAAUCAAGGUAAAUUCAUUGUUGUGAAGAAACGUCAUGCGUUCAAAGGCAUUUGAUUACGUCAUGACAGGGUUACGACUCCGGGGGCUGUCGUGUUUGGCUCAGUCGAGUGGUGACCGGUUGUAGACGCAGGACUUCGGAUUUUUUCGUUUGCGAGGAUUUUGUUUCAACAAACGGGAGAUGAGAAUACGCGUGAUAUUCUACAAAUUCCGGGAGUUGUCCCUCAAGUACCCAGUGGUCAGGGGCAUGGCGGCGUAUUCGGUGAUCUGGCCAGCGGGAUGUCUGCUCCAGCAGAAAUUCGUCUCAAAGGAGGAACUGAAUUACCUCCAAGCUCUGAGGUUCAGCCUCUACGGGGGACUGUUCGUGGCACCGACUCUCUACGGUUGGCUAACGAUAGCCUCCCGAGUGUGGCCGAAGACCACACUAAAAUCCGCAAUUACCAAAGCUCUUGUGGAACAAGUCACGUAUGGGCCAGCGGCCAUGUGCUGUUUCUUCUUCGGUAUGAAUUUGUUGGAGCUCAAACCGGUCUCGGAAUGUGUGGAGGAAGUCAAAAGAAAAAUUUUUCCCACGUGGAGGAUGGGCAUCUGCGUAUGGCCAAUCCUUCAAACGAUAAACUUUGUCCUCAUCCCCGAGAGAAAUCGUGUCGUUUACGUCAGCAUCUGCAGUCUCGUCUGGACAUCUUUCCUCGCAUACAUGAAGUCCCUCGAUGCCAAGAGAUUACAAGCCGAGUCACUCCACGAGUACAAAACUGACUUGUCAACAGCCCUAUCACCGGUGGAAACCGAAACAACGAAUGUACAAACACCCACAAGUACCUCGAAAACGAAAGUACCAAGUACAUCACCUCAAUCCCUGGAAAAAAAAUCCAAUUAGAGCACUUUAUUUGAGUGACUUAUAUCCGUUAUCUAGUUAAUUGAAAUUGUACAUAUUUUUAUUUUAUUAUUUAUUGACAAAAAUAUGUGAAGAUAUUUAUAUUGUUAAUAGGUAUGUAUAAAUUAUUGAAAGUACUUAGAAUCUUCAGAAAUGUUCUAUUGUGAAAUGAGUCAUGUGUUCUUGCGAUCUCCUAUAUUUGACAAUAAAUUAUGUAUAUAAAAUAUAUAUAUA
Molecule: messenger RNA, 1353 nt
Organism: Diachasmimorpha longicaudata
Lineage: Eukaryota; Metazoa; Arthropoda; Insecta; Hymenoptera; Braconidae
Product: mpv17-like protein
Exons: 4
Coding region: 430-1122 (230 amino acids)
Biological process (GO): cellular response to reactive oxygen species
Cellular component (GO): mitochondrion; membrane; cytoplasm
Source: RefSeq, a predicted model, not a curated record